UGGAGUGAAUAGCUUUAUAAGAAUAAGCGUUGGAGAGCUGUAGAGAAAACUCUAAAGGUCGGAUUGAGAAGUGUCUGGAUAUGGCAGUGUUUGCAGGACUGCGAGCUUGUCACUUUAGGACGCCAGUGUGUAACAGUGUGGGGACAUGGUGGAGGUCCAGUCACAGCACCGCGCUCAAGUCCCAAUACGACGCGCUGAUCAUCGGUGGAGGGCACAAUGGACUGAUUGCUUCUGCAUAUUUACAGAAGGGAGGCUUAAAAACAGCAGUUUUAGAGCGCAGAAGUGUACUUGGUGGAGCUGCAGUGACCGAAGAGAUCAUUCCAGGCUUUCAUUUUUCUCGGGCCUCCUAUCUCCUCAGUUUGCUGCGUCCUCACAUAUACCAGGAUCUGGAGCUCAAGAAACAUGGGCUGAAGGUGUACAUGAGGGAUCCACAUGCCUUUACCCCCAUGCUGGAGGAAGGGGUCAGGGGGCAACACCCUCGUUCUCUUUUACUGGGCAGCAAUCUGGCAAAAAAUCAGGAGGAGAUUGGAAAAUUCUCAGAGAAAGAUGCAAAGGCUUACCCUGAGUACAUCGCACAUUUGGAGAAGCUGGCCAGUGCAAUUCACCCACUACUUGAUGCACCACCUGUAGACAUCCCAGGACUUACUGAGGGGCCCUUGAGGAAAAGAAUAGCAGCAAUAAGGAGUUUGAAACCUUUAGUUAAAUCCGGGCUGAAACUGGGAAAAAACAUACCAGACUUUUAUGAACUAUUAACAGCUCCAGCAAUGAAGGUUUUAAAUCAGUGGUUCGAAUCUGAUCCAUUGCGAGCAACGUUAGCCACUGACUCUGUAAUAGGAGCUAAUACAAGCCCUAACAACCCGGGUAGUGGGUAUGUCCUCUUACACCACAUAAUGGGUGAGCUGGAAAAGGAAAUUGGGGCCUGGGGUUAUGUGGAAGGGGGCAUGGGUGGUGUCUCCAAGGCCAUUGCUAAUUCUGCACGUUCUCUUGGGGCAGAUAUAUUUACUGAAAAGGAGGUUAGUAAAGUACUGAUUGGAUCAGGUCAUAUUGCCAAUGGUGUUGUCCUGAAAGAUGGUACUGAAGUUCACAGUAAAGUGGUUUUGUCCAAUGCUACUCCCUAUGUUACCUUUAAACAUCUUACACCACAGGAUGUACUCUCUCAGAAGUUUAUUACUGCUGUGGAUCAGAUUGAUUAUACCUCUCCUGUGACUAAAAUUAAUGUGGCUGUGGACAAACUGCCAAAUUUCUUGGCUGCCCCUAAUGCAGCUGAUGGAAAGCCAAGGCCACAUCAUCAGUGUUCUAUUCACCUGAACUGUGAGAGUGUGGAGAAAUUAGAGGCAGCCUAUAGUGAGGGCCAACAAGGACGCCCAUCGUCAAGACCUAUGAUAGAGAUGACAAUGCCAUCUGUGCUGGACCCCACUCUCGCCCCACCUGGCUGUCACGUGGUGUCUUUUUUCACACAGUUUACACCUUACUUGCUGGAAGGGGGAAGAGUAUGGACAAAUGAGGACAGGGAGAAAUAUGCAAAUACAGUGUUUGAUUGUGUUGAAUGCUAUGCACCUGGAUUUAAGCAGUCAAUAGUCGGGAAAGAUAUUUUGGCUCCUCCUGAUCUGGAGAGGGAAUUCGGUCUCACUGGAGGGAAUAUUUUCCACGGUGCAAUGUCAUUGGAUCAGCUUUACAUAGCAAGACCUUUGCCCUCGAUUGCACACUACCGCACGCCAGUCAAAGGCUUGUACCUGUGUGGCAGUGGCAGCCAUCCCGGUGGGGGUGUGAUGGGAGCUGCUGGCUGCAAUGCUGCCUUGACUGUCCUGGCUGACUUUAAACACUAAUGAGAUGUCAGCUGGGUUUGACACACAUGGAGUUCCUCACCACAUUUUAAACAGACUAAAGCAUACAAUGAUGCCAGCAUUUUGUCAUAGUACAUGAUCUGUUGUUGCUAAUGUUGACUGUUCAAGCUCAGCUUACCCAGAACUGUAUGUAUUAAAUUGCACAAGCACUCCAAAACGUCUAAAGACAGUGUUCAUUUAUAAAGAAUUAGAGAAAUAUAUGAGAAAUAGACUCCAAAAAGAGCGAUCUCUACAUUGGAUGAAUUAAAAAUAAAUAAUAAUGGAAGAAUGUUCUGAAAUGAACAACAUAAUCUUUAAAGAAUUUCUCUUGUGCUGCAGUGUUUUCUUGUUUUUUUUUUUUUCUUCUCAGAAUUUAGUUAUCUUUUGCCACCCCAUGUGAUCUACUAACAUAGGUUCUAAAUUCUACACUAUGUAGACUAAUAAUGAAAAUUUACAAGAUAUAUGUAUGGCAAUAAAUUGUAUUCAUUAGAAAAUGACAACUUGUUUGGCAAAUCAGUAAAUAUCAUAUGUUUGAAACAGACUAAAUGGGAAUGUUAAGGAUAUUUUGAUUAGCUAGAUAUCCAAGACUUUUAUAACAAUUGUACCUCCUGCAAAUUUCCUGCAAUGUGACAUGUAAAUAACAUACAAUUGUAGAUGUCUGUGUAAAGACAUCUAUAGCCAUGCAGCCAGUUCAUGCAUUGAUUACUGUAAGUGAUUUUCUUUUCACUUAAGCUACUCAUUUUUGAAUAACAUUGAAAUUGAUACAUAAUAAGCUUGAUGCCAAUUCAAAUAAUAAAGAGAGCUAUUUGAA
Molecule: messenger RNA, 2634 nt
Organism: Silurus meridionalis
Lineage: Eukaryota; Metazoa; Chordata; Actinopteri; Siluriformes; Siluridae
Gene: pyroxd2
Product: pyridine nucleotide-disulphide oxidoreductase domain 2
Exons: 16
Coding region: 81-1826 (581 amino acids)
Molecular function (GO): oxidoreductase activity
Source: RefSeq, a predicted model, not a curated record